This is a messenger RNA of Ornithodoros turicata, 1160 nucleotides long. It is a transcript of the gene Hus1-like, whose product is annotated as checkpoint protein HUS1-like. The coding region runs from base 192 to 1025 and encodes 277 amino acids. The transcript is spliced from 8 exons. Gene Ontology annotation, biological process: double-strand break repair via homologous recombination; telomere maintenance; nucleotide-excision repair. The record is from RefSeq and is a predicted model, not a curated record. Gene Ontology annotation, cellular component: site of double-strand break; checkpoint clamp complex; nucleolus. Lineage: Eukaryota; Metazoa; Arthropoda; Arachnida; Ixodida; Argasidae.
UGCCAAAUCGCCAACGCCAUUGCCAUAACUAUCACCGUAAACGUAAAAUUGUGGUUGUGUUUUUGAACUUGAACAUGUGAACAAAGUUUUGGACUACGCCGUCACAUUUUGAAUGCCACCGUGGUUUUGAAUUGUUGAAUGUUUCAAUUCUUUGAAUUACAGUUAUGUAGCGCUUCCUGACUUUUAGCAAAAUGAAGUUUCGCGCUCGAAUUGUAGACGUUGCCUGCAUUCAGCAGUUCGUCAAGGUAGUGACAACCAUUGCCAAAUUGGCCAAGGUUGUUGCCAUUCGCUUCACAUUGGAUGGAGUCUUUUUCAUAGUCAACGAUGACGUAGUUGGAGGAGGAGGAGGCGUGUGGGCUGAAGUUCCUCAGGAAUCAAUCUUUCAAGAGUUUAAUAUGGUGGGGGUUUCUGAAGAGUUCAAUGAGAUCUACCUUGAGGUCGUUAUCAAUAACUUGGCAAGUGUUUUAAAGUCGACGGACCAGGCAAAGGCUGUCAAGAUGAAGCUAACAAAGAAGCAGACGCCUUGUCUCACUUUCGAAAUUGAACUGGCACCCCUGACUGCUAAUGCCCGCACAGUCAUGCAUGACGUGCCAGUAAGAGUUAUCCCACGUAGAAUGUGGGCAAACUACGUGGAGCCGUCGGUUGGGGAUUUCAGCAUUGAGGUAAUCUUACCUUCUCUAAGAGUCCUCAAGCACAUUGUGGACAAGAUGAAAAAUCUCAGUACUUGUGCGGUCAUGUCCGUCUCUCGUCAUGGUGAAAUGACCUUGUCUGCUGAAGGUGACUUAGUAACUGUUACAACACACUUUAAAGAUCUUCAGGUUCCCUCAGUUGGUGACACUGGAACUGCAAACGUUGACAGCUUUGAGGCAAGGGUAGAUCUAAGGAGAUUCACCACACUACUGAAUGGACAAAACCUAAAUCCCAGUCAAGUCACAUGUAAAAUAACUCACCAGAAGCUAUCUCACUUUCUUUUCUGCCAUGACAGCGGAACUUUACAGUACUUCCUGCCGUGUGUCUAUUCCUAGAAUAGACAUUUCAACCAAUUUGGGACUUUCCCACACAGAAGCUCUGCUAGUUGCCAUUACCCACAACACAGUACAGAGAUGCCCUUGCUUACCUAUCACAGUUCACAGGAAUUAAAACAUAUUUUUUCAACUUCC